Messenger RNA from Triplophysa rosa, 3023 nucleotides. RefSeq names its product kinesin family member 17 (gene kif17). Gene Ontology annotation, molecular function: microtubule binding; microtubule motor activity; ATP binding. NCBI's taxonomy places the organism in Eukaryota, Metazoa, Chordata, Actinopteri, Cypriniformes, Nemacheilidae. The coding region runs from base 205 to 2676 and encodes 823 amino acids. Gene Ontology annotation, biological process: microtubule-based movement. The record is from RefSeq and is a predicted model, not a curated record. The transcript is spliced from 14 exons.
AACAUGCUGCUUUAUUUCAUGACAACAACUGCAGUUUGACCUCGGACGGAACCUGAACCGGAUGACAAUAUUUGAAAGCGUCUUUCUCAUCGUUUCUAACGACAAAAGAGCCGCUGGCUGGCGUGUCAUCUGAUGGCCAUGAGUCCGAUCACCGUAGUGAUAUUAACAUCUUUCCUCAACGUAUAAGCAGCGGAAUCUGUCAAGAUGGCUUCAGAGUCCGUGAAGGUGGUCGUCAGGUGUCGACCCCUGAAUGACAGGGAGAAGUCGAUGAACUGUAAAAUGGUCGUUUCUAUCGACACCGGUCGCUGUCAGUGCUUUAUUGAGAAACCCGGAGCCACUGAAGAGCCUCCGAAACAAUUCACGUUUGACGGGACUUAUUACACCAACCAGUCCACUGAACAGAUGUACAACGAGAUCGCAUAUCCUCUGGUGGAGGGUGUAACCGAGGGCUACAAUGGGACAAUUUUUGCAUAUGGACAAACAGGAAGUGGCAAGUCGUUCACCAUGCAAGGUGUUCUGGAUCCUCCAUCCCAGAGGGGAAUCAUCCCCAGAGCUUUUGAACACAUCUUUGAGACAAUCCAGUGUGCAGAGAACGCCAAAUUCCUCGUGCGCGCCUCUUACCUUGAGAUUUACAAGGAGGAGAUCAGAGACCUUUUGGGAAAAGAAACAAAACAGAAGCUGGAGCUGAAGGAACAUCCUGAGCGUGGUGUGUACGUACGGGACCUCUCCAUGCAUACAGUCCACAGCGUUGGGGAAUGUGAGCGGAUUAUGGAUCAGGGCUGGAGGAAUCGCUCUGUGGGCUACACGCUCAUGAACAAAGAUUCCUCACGCUCACAUUCCAUAUUCGCUAUUCACCUGGAGAUCUGUAACACAGAUGCUGCUGGUGAGGAACAUCUGCGAGCCGGUAAGCUCAACCUCGUGGAUCUCGCAGGAAGUGAACGGCAGUCCAAAACUGGUGCUACUGGAGACCGCCUUCAGGAAGCCACCAAGAUCAACUUGUCCCUCUCUGCUCUCGGCAACGUCAUAUCCGCUCUGGUGGACGGUCGCUCCAAACAUAUCCCGUACCGUGAUUCCAAACUCACGCGUCUGCUUCAGGACUCGCUGGGCGGAAACACGCGAACCCUUAUGGUGGCCUGUCUCUCACCUGCCGACAACAAUUACGAGGAGAGCCUCAGCACUCUGCGGUACGCCAACCGCGCCAAGAGCAUCCAGAACCGCCCGCGCAUCAACGAGGACCCUAAAGAUGCCCUCCUGCGCGAGUACCAAGAGGAGAUCAAGAAAUUACAGGCGUUAAUCUCCGGUCAGAUGGGUUCUGCCGACCUCACCUCUCUGUUGGCAGGUCAAAGGUCAGGAGGUGAUUCAACUGUCUCGUCUCGACCUCAGAGCAACACGUCAGAGAGCGAAGCGGAGAAAGACAGGAUCAAAGAGGAAUAUGAGAAGAAGCUCUCCAGACUGCAGGCAGAGUAUGAUGCAGAACAAGAGUCCAAAGCCAAACUUCAGGAGGACAUCGUUGCAUUGAGGACAUCAUAUGAGACUAGACUGUCCUCUCUGGAGAGAUUCAGAGCUGGCCGAACACGUUCCACUGAUGUGGACCAUCACAAAGAAGAGCUCAUCGCUGAAGUUAUGGCUAAUGGUGACGAACAGGCAAAUGUCGACCAAGAUAUACUUGAGGAGAGUCAGUCAGUGAUGGUUGAUGCCAGUGUGCAAGGAGGUCCAAGUGGAGAAAGUUCGUCUCUAGGUACGGUUGUGGUGGCCACACCGGGUCAGCUGGACCAGAGACAUGUAUUAGAAAGGCUGAAGCAACUGGAGCAGGAGUUUGUGGGUGGAGAGCAGGUGAGGAACGAGGAGCUCAAGCAGAGACACAGACAGAGGAAGACGUUGGCCGAUCAGAGGAAGAAGCAGCUAAUAGAAGCUCUGAGUCAGAGCAGUGAGGAGAGCGACAGCGUGCUGCUUAACGUCUAUGACUCCAUUCAAGAAGAAGUUCAUGCCAAGAGCAGACACCUGGAGAACACACAGAAGAAGCUCAGAGCUGCAAAGCUGGAGAUCAGAGACCUUCAGGCCGAGUUCGAGAUGGAGAGAGAUGACUACCUCGCCACCAUCAGACGUCUGGAGCGGGAAGGCCAGCUCCUGCAUGGAAUUCUGGAGCGCAUGGCACCCCUGGUGCGCAGGGACUGUAACUAUAGCAACCUGGACCGGCUGCGGAAGGAGGCGGUGUGGGAUGAGGAGGGAGGGGUGUGGAGGCUGCCAGAGGUUGUGGUGCAGAAAACUACCUUACCUGCAGUUCCUCCCCCGGGACCCAGUGGCUUUGGCAGACUUUCAGCACGCAGGAAUUCUGCGUCAGACCUGGUCGACCCAUUUGUGCAGGUGGAGGAAGAGGAUCGAUAUAAGGAGAUGCUGGACCGCAGUGAUAGUGAACAUAUCGCCACCAACUACUUCAAGCUGAAACGGACCAGUCAGUUGUUGGCCGGAGACUCGAAUAAAACCACAAUGAUUUAUUCUGGUACGAUCAGUAAUGGUCCAGGCCAUCAGAGCUCCAGUGGAUCAAAUUUAUCCCCCUUAUCUACAGAAUGUCCCCUUCCACGUCCCUUCCGAUUGGAGUCUCUGGGAGUUCUGCCUGCAAACGGCAAAAUAAAACGCAAGAAGAGCAAAAUGCUCAUCCCAACCGAAGGCAACUGACACCACACGCCUUUCAAAUAGUUUUAUAAGAGCCCAGAGCUCUUUAUUUUUUAAUAAGCUGCUUCUGACGCUGUAUUAAGGCCGUUUUUUAAUUACUAGUGAUGUGUGCAGGGUACAUUUAUGACAGUGCUUGUGAUUUUCAGUGGCACAUAAUGUGAUUUGUAAACACUGUAUGAAACAUAGGAUAGGACAUAGAUAAAAGAAUUUAAACUACCUAAUGCAGAACUAACUGAUUUGUGAUUUUGUAGUUUCAGCACAUACUGUAAAACUCACAUUUCCUAUUUUUUUGCAAAAAACAAAACAAAUCUUAUUACCUGCUACCCAUGGUGUUUUAUGUAAGAAAUAAA